CGCUCCGGUGCCCGCAGCCGCCCGGCGAGGGAAGGGCAGCCGGCCGCGCUGCGGAGCCGCGCCGAGUUCAGAGUCUCUCCGCGCAACUUGGGUUACGCGGCCGGACCUCUGCGGACUGGCGCGGGGCUUCCAGGGCGCGAUUGCCUUUGCAUCGUCUCGCGGCUGCAAAAGCAGAUAAUUGACUAAACCCAACAGAAAUAAAACAAACUCAGGCUACCUAAAAGUUAGGAUACCUUUUUUUUUUUUCCCCACCCCGUUUCUUUUACAAUUUCAUUCCCUAUGUGGAAGUCGUGUGUGAUUCGCGCUCGGCACACUGCAUGGGAAGAAGCGGCUAGUGCUUCGGAUCGAGGAUUUGCUGUUGCAAAGCGGUCUAAGUUCCAUGCAGUGGGGCAGCCUUCACUACUCUAAACGCCUUGAUGAUGUGCUGAGGAGCCCAUGUAAAUUGGCAUCUUGUGCAGAGAAGGCACUUAAGCUACUCCUGGCGUUCUACACGAAUACUCAUUAGUCAUUCUGGAGAUGGACUUGCUGUCUGGAACCUACCUCUUGGCAGUCCUGUUGGCCUGCAUCGUGUUCCAAUCUGGCGCCCAGGAGAAGAAUUACACCGUGCGGGAAGAGCUGCCGGAAAAUGUCCUCAUUGGCAACCUGCUCAAGGAUCUCAACCUAACGCUGGACCCCGACGUGCCCCUGUCCUCCCCGCUGCAGUUCAAGCUCGUCUACAAGACCGGGGACGUGCCCCUGGUGAGGGUGGAGGAGAACACCGGGGAGAUCUUCACGGCUGCCAACCGCAUCGACCGCGAGAAGCUGUGCGCCGGCAUCUUCAGCGAGAACCGCUGCUUCUACGAGGUGGAGGUGGCCGUGCUGCCCGACGAGGUCUUCAGACUGGUCAAGAUCAGGUUCCUGAUCGAGGAUAUAAAUGACAACGCCCCCCUUUUCCCCUCGACAGUUAUUAACAUCUCUAUCCCUGAGAACACGGCCAUUAAUUCCCGCUAUUCCGUCCCGUCUGCCAUCGACCCAGACAUCGGCGUGAACGGAAUCCAGCAUUAUGAGCUCCUCAAGGUGGGUUUCUUUCAUCCUUCUCCGUUGCUAUGUGUGUCACUGUCCUCCCACAAGUGUUGCCAGUCCUCGCCAACCCGUCAGAAACCCCAAGCUGUGUGCUGCACGCAGUCACAGGCAGCCAAAGCUGUGAACUGCAGUUGUGGUGGGGUGCAGGUCCGUGUGAGAGUGUGA
Molecule: messenger RNA, 1227 nt
Organism: Lonchura striata (white-rumped munia)
Lineage: Eukaryota; Metazoa; Chordata; Aves; Passeriformes; Estrildidae
Source: RefSeq, a predicted model, not a curated record